AUGUCUUUCACUCAGUUUGGGGCAUGCAGCAUCCACUGCUGAGUCUUCAGGAAACACAAGAGUCAGAGACAAGUGUAUUCCCUAUUAUUACUACUGGAAUUUAGAGCUGCCAAAGAAAUCCUGGGAUUUGCAGCUCUACUGGAAUAUUAUUAAGAUAAUUUAAAGGAAUUGCAAUUUGAAGCUCCAUCACAGGGCCUGUGACACAAAGAUCUUAUACAGAGUCUUACCCUUAUACUCUGUUACAGCCGGACCCUAGUUAUGUCUGGAAGUUUGGGAGCGCCCACUGUGACCAAAGUCAUAGGAUGUAUCAUCUAUUUGCAGAUCAUGGCCACAUAUGCCCAUACCAAAGACAUCACCCUUACAGAGCCUAACUCUAUAAUCAAAGCCGAGAUCGGGGACGAGCUUCUUAUCACAUGUCUAGGCACCAAAUGCCAGGAUCCGGUCUUCACCUGGGCUUCCCUGUCUGACAAUCCGUUAAGUGGUACAGUUGCCAAAGAUGGACAAAUAUCUGUCCUGACUAUGAAGAUCAGCAGUGAGAACCUUGACAUGUAUGAUUCCUACCGGUGUACCGUGCAUUGUGAUAAUCCUCCUGCGGAAAAGGGCUUCAAGGUGAUAGCUUACUCAUUUCCUAAACCCAUCCUGACCAUCUCAUCUCUUGUGGCCGGAGAACAGUCACGGAUCACCUGUACCAUUCCUGAUGCCUAUCCAUUUUACAUGUUUGAUGCUCGGAUCUUGAUUGGAGAGAUGAUUGUGGCUGAGUAUGAGGUCCCAGAUGAAGAUUUAGAAGGGCACGUACUGCAAAAUAUCAGCCUGUCUCAUAAUUUAAUGCUGACUGAUAAAAAUGAGGCACAAGAGAUUAAAUGUGAAGCUGAACUACGAUUUCAGGAAAAUGAAUUUGACCCUAUAUCUUCAGAUACAUCUAUACAACUCAACCUUCUAUAUCCUCCAGGAAAACCAACUAUCAUAGUUUUCCCUGACACAAAUGUAAAAAAAGCAGAAAACAUCUCCCUGACUUGUACAUUUGAAAGUAGAUCCCCAGUUAGUGUGCAGUGGGUGAAAGUGGAUAAGGACAAUGAGCUGGUGAUGAGCAUUGAUGAGCAUCUGACAAUUCCGAAUGCAGAGCCAGAAGAUAGCGGGAUGUAUAUUUGCCGUGUACAAAACAACAUAGGAAACACAUCUUCCCAUGUGCUGAUCACUGUACAAGCUCUUCCAGAAAAACCUACGUUGACCAUAUAUCCUACAACCAAAGUGCAAAUUGGACAGUCUAUCACAAUUGAAUGCCUAGCUAAUGAAAGUGAUGUGCACGUGACCUUGUGGAAGGUAUUAAAAGAUGCAGAUAAUCCCCUAAAAGUAAAUGGAAAAUUAGUCAUACAAGAAGCAGACCCAAUAGACACCGCCAUAUACAAGUGCAUAGCUGAAAAUUAUUAUGGAGUUAGUGAAGCAUCAGAAUCACUCACAGUGGAAUAUCCUCCAAUUGACACUGUAUUUACUUCUUCUGACGAGAAAGUGAAUGAAGGAGGUGAAGUCACUUUGACAUGUACUUCAAACGGAGUCCCUGAACCCAGCUUUUUACUAUAUCAUUUAUUGCCAUCGGGGGACAGAGAUCUGCUUUCUGAAGGUCCAGUGGUCACAUUGACAAAUGUGACCAGUGGGGUUUAUCAAUGUGAAGCCACAAACUCGCUGGGCAGCAAGAAAGAGAAAUUGGAGCUUAGACUGCAAUUUCCACCUAGAAAUACAUUUCUAAACAUUAUGCCAUCCUUGGUAACAAGAGAGGGAGAGAGUAUACACUUCAGGUGCACAUCAGAAGCUUAUCCUGCCCCCAGACUGGUGUUGAAGAAAGAGACAGAGACAGGCUUGAUUGACUUGGAAGCUAAGAACGGGCAGUAUAGUAUUACACAUGUGACAGAAGAGCAUGCAGGAAGAUAUAUUUGUGAGUCCUCAAAUGUGGUGGGAAAGCAAGAAGCCAAAGCUACUGUAACCGUGCAAGUUCCACCCAAGAAUACAAAUAUAACCAUUACACCCUCAUCAGAGGUAAGAGAGGGAGACUUCAUAGACAUCAUAUGUGUUUCAGAAGCUUCUCCUGCUCCCAGACUUUCUCUGAAGGUGAGGACAGAAGAUGGUGUGAGAGAGCUGGUACCGGAGGGUGGACGGUACCAAAUUGCACAUGCUGGCAUGAAACACAGUGGGACAUACAUCUGUGAAUCUACCAAUAUUGCAGGACAGCAACAAGUGGAGACCACACUGACCAUACAAGUUCCGCCCAAAAAAACAGUUCUAACCAUCAGCCCUUCACCUGUAUUAAAGGAGGGUGAGAGUGGACACAUCAGGUGCAUAUCAGAAGCUUUUCCUGCCCCCAGAUUGGUGCUGAAGAAGCAGACAGAGGCAGGCCCGAUUGAGCUAGAAGUGGAAAGUGGGGAGUACAGCCUUACACAUGUUGCAGUGGAGCAUGCAGGCACCUAUAUAUGUGAAUCAACAAAUGUGGCUGGGCAGCAAAUAGCUGAGACCACACUGACUAUACAAGCUCCACCCAAAAACACUUUUAUAUCAAUCACUCCAUCUUCAGUGGUGAAAGAGGGGGAUGAUGUACAGAUCCAGUGUAUAUCUGAAGCAUAUCCUUCCCCGUGGCUUGUCCUCAUGAUGAAGACAGAACAUGGCCUCAUUAGACGGUUGGAAUCUGAGGAUGGACGGUACAAUAUCACAAAAGCAGAAGAGAAGAACACAGGAACAUACAUCUGUGAAUCUACAAAUGUGUUUGGACAGCAAACAGCAGAGGCCGCAUUGACUAUACAAAUUCCACCACGAAACACCACAGUUGUGACUCCAUCACAGAACAUCACAGCAGGUGUUACUGUCACUAUCACUUAUGACAUCAUCCCACCUCCAGAGCGUCAGCAAAGCCCGAGAUUUGACUACGUGCCACCAGCAAUCAUUGGAUCUGUAGUCCUUGUAACAGCUGGUUUUAUAGGAAUAGUUGCUCAUCAUCUAAAGCAGGCGAAAGUACAAGGAUCCUACAGUUUAGUAAAAGCAUUGAGGAACAAAGUAUGACUUUAAAAAAUGGAUUUAUUGGACAUCUUUAGAUGCAGAAUGAUAUUACAAUACUGUUGAAAAGGGCCACAGUUUGUGGCAGAAUAAAAGCGGAAUCAGUCAAAAGUUCACAGGGUUUGUUCGUGAAAUUCAAAGUCCACUUGUGCUGGCCACAGCUUUGCCUAGGGAUACAUGAAAUGAACAAGGAUGUGGCAACGUAAUAUUUCAAUGGACCUAUCGUUAAAGAAACACAAAGACUAUAAAAGACAAUUAUUUAAGAGAGAAAGUAUCUCUCAACUGAGACUGAAUGGAGCCAACUUGUUAAAAAUCACUGUUUGCACUUAGUUUUUCCUAUCCUGUACAUAUUUUGUAUAUGUGUGUUUUCUAUGUUUCUAGAACUGUCUGUAUUUAAUUUAAUAUUACUUUGUUUGUGUGCUGACUCUAUUUUCACGUUUGUUUUAUGUGGUAGAGAUGUGUUACGUGAGUUGAAUCCUAAUUUGCCCAUUUAACUAGAGAGGCUAGAGAGGUUCCAGCCUUCUUUUGUUGGCACUGAAAUGAAAGAGCUGAAUAUAUGGAAGGAUCAAACCCAGAAUGGAUAGAAUGGGUAUUUUGUCACCGGGGGUGCAAAAGGAAACAAUACUGUUAUAUUUAUAAGAAGAAAAGAGACUACUGUGGAUGAUUCAUCUAUUAUGCUUGUUUGGUACAUAGAAAAGUUCCUUUGAAAAAGCUGAACAUUAGGCUAGGAGAGUGCACUGUGAAGUAUGAUUUUCUUGAAUGAUGGUUCUGACUACAAGAUAACAAUUUAUAAAGCUUUACAAAAGAUUCUGGGUACAGAUUGAAGCAUAUGAACACAUAUUUUGAAUAAUUAUUGCAAUGUCUACUUUACGGUAAAUUUUUAUAUAACUCACAUUUUUAUACGAUUGCUCGCGUAUAUCUAUUGUAUUAAAUAUACAGAUUUAAAGAUUAAAGAAGUGGGACUCUCAGAGA
Rana temporaria (common frog) is the source of this 4011-nucleotide messenger RNA. It is a transcript of the gene VCAM1, whose product is annotated as vascular cell adhesion molecule 1. Bases 259 to 3045 code for a protein of 928 amino acids. Lineage: Eukaryota; Metazoa; Chordata; Amphibia; Anura; Ranidae. The transcript is spliced from 12 exons. The record is from RefSeq and is a predicted model, not a curated record.